Molecule: messenger RNA, 507 nt
Organism: Paramuricea clavata
Lineage: Eukaryota; Metazoa; Cnidaria; Anthozoa; Malacalcyonacea; Plexauridae
Source: the annotation of a GenBank genome assembly
AUGGCGUGGAGAAAGCCUAAAGAAUGUUUAUUGUCAACUACGAAGGGUAGAAAAGAAGGCAGAGGUGGUAGAAUGGCUUGCUUCUUUGUGGCAAUAGCACACGAAAGAGGAGUGGUGUUGUGCGAGCAAUACACAUGCAAAUCCGUCACCGGAGAAUUUAUAGCCGAGUUCAUCAAGAAACACUUCCCAACUGCAUUUUGCAAAACCAAGAAGUUAACGGCCAAGAUGUUUCUUCAGGACGGAGACCCAAAGCAAGUAUCAGCAAAAGCGAAGAAACGGAUUGAGAAAAUGGUGUACACCUACUUUCAUAUCCCAGCCAGGUCGCCAGAUUUCAAUCCUAUAGAGAACAUGUUCCAUGUUGCUCGCAGGCAGUUGAAGAAAGAUGAUAUUGAACUCAAGAUUGAAAACGAGAACUACGAGCAGUUUUCAUCAAGAGUGAAGAAAACGAUUGAAAGCAUAGAUAUCAGCUACAUUAAUAGAACCAUUGAAUCAAUGAAACAGAGAAUG